Messenger RNA from Lentinula edodes (shiitake mushroom), 2075 nucleotides. RefSeq lists its product as uncharacterized. The coding region runs from base 307 to 1872 and encodes 521 amino acids. The record is from RefSeq and is a predicted model, not a curated record. The transcript has 6 exons. NCBI's taxonomy places the organism in Eukaryota, Fungi, Basidiomycota, Agaricomycetes, Agaricales, Omphalotaceae.
AACACACGCAGGCUGGUUUGCACGUUUUUCUUAGUACAGCUCAUUGAUUACCGAAGGACCGAACCCGGUUCUUGUCAACAUUGGAGUCACUGGCUGCGCUUGUAUAGGAAUAAGCAUCAAGACUGCACCUUCAUGAUAGCAUAAUAUGAACGUGGGCACUCUAAACGACACAUUGCCUCGCAGCAUCGCAGAUGGUUUCCUGCCUUCAACCAACCUGCCAGUUAUUGCGGAUAGUGGAUAAGUAGACAAGUCUCUCUGCACUCAUUAACAUAAACCUCGUAUUCACUUGCCUUUUUGUCCUUCGAAAUGUCCAAUACUACUCCGCCAAAGUCGCUUCGUUCACGGAUGGGGACGGCAAUGCGUAGGACAUCGUCUAUACUUACGCUAAGUCGUCCCAAUACACCUGGGGUCUCCUCUUCACCAAAACCAUCCCAGGGAACUACCGGUAGAGCGCGCUCCUCCUCAGUUGCUACCUCAGAUUCCGACAUAAGUUCUGCAAGUCGUCCCAGUGUCGACACUACGGCCCCCACGAUCCCUCCAAUUUCCCCUCCCUCAGCAAUUAUGAUGCCCAGUCCGAUCGCAGAGUCACCAGCCAGAGAGGCUGCUGCCACUGCGGACGAGAUCCGCGAGGAGCUCCGAGAGUCCAAAGUGGGUCCUACUCCUCUCACACAAGUUGUCACAACGUCCACCGACCCUGGAACUCCGGCGGAAACAGUAGAGUCUAGUAGGAGCGAAGCUGGAGGACCGACAAUCCUUGGGUCUGCGGAUGAACCCCAUAUCCUGACAGAGGAACCGGACGAAAUGUCUUUGCGAGCUCACACCGUAGAAUCAAUCAGAGAGUCCGAUCCAAACGAGACUCGGGAAGCGCCCGCGCCAGUAGGUUUUGCUCCUGCUCCUGAAUUAUCGCCUGCUCCCGUUCUCGAAACAGCUCCGUCAUACUUCGAGAUACCUGCUCAUCCUUCAUCGCAAAAUUUGUCAGAUUCAGCAUCCCUGCAUAGGGCUAUCAUCGAGAAUACGAUGGGCGUAAUCUCAACUGAGGAACCGACUCCGGAAGGAAUGCAGUCGGAUCAGACCACACCACGUCCUCAUGGACCUGCGGAUACCGAGAAUGCGAACGUGUUCUAUGCGUUCUCGGAAAUGCCCGUACAUAAUACAAGUCAAGUUAGUACGGAAGAAAAGCCAAAUUUCCCAAAUUCUGCUCCCGGUGAUAUUAUACCUGCUGACCUACAACGCGAAAACGAAAUUGUUCAAAUGCCAGUGCCAGAGAUUACGGGUGAUAUGCCGGCUCAACUCCCUCCCGUUACAAUGCCUGCGAGUAAUCCGAUACCUAUCCCACCGAAGCGACGCGAUGCGGAUAUCGAGCCAAUUCCAACCCCCGGAACUGCUACUGAAGCCUCAGUUCAUCACACUACAGAAUUCGUCUCGGAAAAACCUCAAACGAAGAGCUCAGGGAUUGCGAUCGUUCCUUACGACGCAGGGUCUGUCGAGGAAAUCUGGGCUAACCAAUCAGAUGCGCAGCAUAAUCAGGACGCUGUUGGCAGAAAACGUGCUGACAGUAGUGCACAAACCAUACAAGAUCCGUUCGCAGAUCCAGUACCGUCUAUACACCCUUCGACAAUUGGUACAACGGGACCUUCAGUAGUGUCUGAACCCGACAUUACUGCAACCCAAAAUCAAACCUCAGUCUUGACUACGCAAACCGUGCCAAACGUUGUGGUGUUCCCGAUAGUACAUCAUGAAGACAUUUUCACCAGGGAAGCAAACGACGAUUCUGUUUCUGGCGCGAAACACGACCUCUUCUCGGCCCACACACAGCACCUCAAACCUCCUACCUUCACGUCAACUCUCCUCAGCCUACGACUGCCCAUCUAAAUGUUUCCGAAAUGCCAAGCAGCACUUCAUCAUCAAUACCAUGGCCUUCAACCAAGCCGACGCCUUCACAUUCGUCUAUGCCCCGCUUACACCACCUUGGCUGGAUCGAAUAUGCUCUUCCUGACUCUACGAUAUAUUAUUCUCAUCCAACUCUUCGCGUUACGACUGACAUUGACCUUCGGAGUAUAACAAAGUUGGAUGCU